AUGAAUUCGCGACCCGGGAAGGAACAGAAAGAGAAGAAGAAGAAGCAGCAGCAGACGAAAAAGAAUAAAGAGGUUAAGAAGAAGAGGGAAAAGAAGAAGACUGCGUCGCCCCGAUCUAAUGACAUAGAGAUGGAUAUCCUAUCUGUUUCCCCCAGCCCCUCUCCUCCUCACCCCUGCCGCAACCCCGUACGAGAAUAUGAGGAGAAGAUGGGGUACAAACGUCUGAAGAAACCUUACGAGAGUCCCCGCAAGGGCGUCAACCAGAUACAGUAUCCAAUGUUCCCGAGGACCAAAAACUCCACCGGUUAUAAGGCCUUCGUCGAUCUGACCCUGAAGGUGGAUGAAGGAGCUGACAGCGAGGCCUGGAGCUACACGAGUGGGGGAAACUCUGGAGGUGAUGGUCCCUUUGCGUUCAUCAACUUGGCGUAUGAGGACGAACAACAGGUGGUGUUUGACGCGCCUGACCAGUCUACCAGCGAGGUGGGGGAGUGUGUGGUGGGUUGUGUAGAUCGUCGUAGUUACCCGUCUAUUAACAUUCAAACUUACGACGGGUUCGACGUUGAGGACUCCACAACUGCCACCAUGAAAACUGAGGUAGACGCCAACACGGAGGACGCCGUUGACUUCCUAGACGUGGUAGAUGGCUCAGUGCAGAAGUCGCAGCUUAAGCGGAAACACACAUUGAAGUCGGAAGAAAGAGAUGGGCAGAAGAGAACCUGUGUUAGGGGGAAGGAAGAGGAUGAUGAUGAUGAGGAGGAGACAAACAUGUUCCCCUAUGGUGAGUUCAGAGGCUCAAAAGCACGAAGACUCACUCCCAACUACGGGGUGACACGCACCUGUGGGCACGCUGGUCAAGAUAUAUCCUGGACGGAGGCAUUAUCGUCGUUUCGGUAGUUAACCACGCAAGGGCUAUGGUAGCUGGAUCCCCUUUCUGGUGCUGUACAGUUUUUGUAGUGAUGGUACACCUUUUUAAUUGUGAAUGUGAGUGAUUUUAUACACUGACAGUACAGGUCUUGUAAAAAAAAUAAUUUUAGAUGUCA
Homarus americanus (American lobster) is the source of this 1040-nucleotide messenger RNA. RefSeq lists its product as uncharacterized. The coding region runs from base 1 to 894 and encodes 297 amino acids. Lineage: Eukaryota; Metazoa; Arthropoda; Malacostraca; Decapoda; Nephropidae. The transcript is spliced from 3 exons. The record is from RefSeq and is a predicted model, not a curated record.